CUUCAUUCAUGUUUUUUGUGACAAAGAAGUAUCUGUUUCAAUCACUCUAUCAGAGAAAAAUCAGAGUUGUAGAAAUAACUGGAAACUCAAGAGAGCCAUGACAUUAUGUUCUUUACAAGUGUAUGUAAACCUCUGACCAAAACUGUACCUCUCUUCUUACCCUGAUGCCCCUAUCACUCUGGAACACAUGACCAACCACAUUUGUUCCUAGAAGAUGAUGGUUCACCACUAUCCUUCAGGUUUUUAUGAUGUCUGGAGACAGUGUCCCUGAGGAAAAGACAGGAGGCAGAGCUGGAGGUAGCAGAACUGAAGAUGCUGAGGUUCUCUUUGGGAGUGACCAGGAUGGAUAGGAUCAGGAAUGAGUACAUCAGAGGGACAGCACAUGUUAGAGGCUUUGGAGAUAAAGUCAGAGAGGCCAGACUGAGAUGGUUCGGACAUGUCCAGAGGAGAGAGAAUGAAUAUAUUGGUAGAAGGAUGCUGAGUUUCCCACUGCCAGGCAGGAGGCCUAGAGGAAGACCAAAGAGGAGGUUUAUGGAUGUGGUUAAAGAGGACAUGAAGGUAGUUGGUGUGAGAGAAGAAGAUGCAGAAGACAGGGUUAGAUGGAGGCAACUGAUUCGUUCUGGCGACCCCUGAAGGGAAAAGCCGAAAGGAAAAGAAGAAGAAGAAGUUUGAUUUUGAGGAAAUGGUUUCAAUACAUUUUAUAAAAUAAUUCAAGGGACAUAUUCUACCAUGUAAUUAAAUAAAGAGUGGCAAGAUUUAAUUAAAAAACAAAUUUACUUUUUGAGAUGAACCUUUUAAGAUGCAAACAUUUUGGUUGGUUGAGCUCGCAUGAUGAUGUUGGUAACUGCAUUAACUUAUUAUUGAAUGUAACUUAAACUUAAAUUUCUGUGUUAGUUGACUUAAAACUAAAUUCAAAUUGAGCUAACUUAACGAAAUUGGCUUAACAACUAAAGAUUUCUUCACCUAUGUUUAGCAUUUGCAGGUCCUCUCCUCUACCUGAACAAACCUGAACAAUUCCUGACAGUUAAGAAUGGUAAAUAAAAUACCUUAGAUAAUCUAAGGUAUUUUAAGUUAGAUUGCAGAAGAAAACCUGCUACUACUCAGUGUAGUCGUGUUGACUGACCAUAAUUACAUUGGAAGUCUUCAAAACUCAAAAAUAAAAUUGACACGUCUUUUGAGAAAAAAGCGAAAAUGAAAGGAUUUGAAAUGUUUCUCUCCUCUUCUCAGGCUGAUCUUUAGGAUUCCACUUAUUCCUGGAAAAUCUGCAUCUAUGGUCAGCAGAGUGAGCAGCCUCUGAACAUUAAAACGGUUUUCCCCUGCGCUUCCAGCAGCCACCUUUGUGUGUGUGCGUAAAGCUGCCAUUUGGGGAUUUACCUUCACAUUCUCUGUAGCACAGACAGACAUUUGUAAUUAGAUAAUAUACUAAAAGUGGGUGGGGGGCCCCUCCUACCACAGUGUGGAGGAGCGAGUCAGCAGCAGAGGCAGAAUCGGAACCGCUGUUUCAGAGAAAGAUUUAAACCGGAGCAGAGAAUCCAGAGAAUCACUGUGGAUCUUGUUGUCGACACAUGUGGGAAGAUGUAGGAGACCGUGGUGACGAGGUGACCGACAGAAUGAACGCAACAGCAGCUCUUGUCCUCCAGGGGCUCUGGGAGUAUGUGAGAGCAGGACAGAGGGACAUAUUGCUCUCUCUUUACCUGCCCGCGUCCUGCGCCUUCCUGACGCACGUCCUCUUUUGCGCACCUUUCCUGGCGCUGGAUGCGCUGGGCAGCGUCUGUCAACGGGUCCGCUCCUGGAGGAUCGCCUCCGGCUCGGGUCCUCCGCCGUCUCUCUGGCAGUGGUUUGACUGUUUUUGGAGGGUUUUGUACAAAUAUGUGACCAUCGUCCUGCCCGCCACUGCGCUGGUCCAGAGCCUGCGGAGCUGCAAGUUCCCAGAGCUGGCUCCGACUUGCUGGCAGCUCUUUGUGGAAAUUGUGGCUUGUUUUCUGCUGUUUGACAUGCUCUACUUCAUGUGGCACUACGCCAUGCACAGGGUUCCCUGGUUGUACCGCAGCAUCCACCAGAUGCACCACCAGCACCGUGUUCCCUUCGCUCUGGCAGCGCAGGACUCUAGUCCGGCUGAGCUGCUGUCGUUGCUACUGCUGGCUCUGAGCACCAUCUGGGUGGUGGGCUGUCACCCCCUCAGUGAAGUCAUCUUCCACCUCCUCAACAGCUGGCUGGCAGUGGAAGACCACUGUGGCUACAACCUGCCCUGGGCUCUGCAUAGACUGCUGCCCUGUCUGGGAGGAGCUCCCUUCCACCAGGCCCACCACAGUCUGCAAAGUGGCAACUAUGCCCCCUACUUCACCCACUGGGACCAGCUCUUUGGCACAUACCGCACACCAGUACCGCAUUAAUGUUCAGAGUGACCAAACUGUUGCACACUGCAAAUUGGAAAUUGCUCAGUUUCCUACAAAACUGUCAAGAUACAAUGAAGGAUAUUUUCUGUAGCGUUUGAUCAUGAGAUCAACUUUUCAUUUCAUGAGACACAAACUCUCUGUUUUGAAGCAAACCAGCAAGGGACAUUUCAUUCACAUAUCUGCCAGUAUGAAGACCGUUUGAAAUUUGUGGCCACAAAAGACUGAAAUCCAAAACUUUCAUAAAGGAGCUACAUGUUUAUUGUUUGUAUGUCUCAAACUGACUAAGAUCUUAGACAGUCUCUUUUUCACAUACAGCAUGUACAGCAUAUUUUCUGUGGUGCUCUAGAGGUGGAAGCUCAGAUCCACAAUUUGUCACACAGCAACUGAAAGCAGCUUGAUGCAAGUCAACAUCAAGACAAUGAACAAAUGCUAAUGUGCAACUGAUGUGUCCUCGUGACAUGGGUGGGGAUAGAUUUAUUUGCUUUCAAGGUGCUUUUGUGGGCGUAAACCAGCUGAUACAUUGUACACUAAAUGGAUUGAUUUUAAACAUAUUUGCAGUUAAAGGAACAGUUUGGCAUUUUGGAAAAAUAUAGUUUCCACAUUCUUGCAGAAAGAAGAUUGACACCAUGGACAUUUAUUAGUAAUAAGUAUGAACUCAGACUCAACUGUAAUCGUCAUUCUAACAAUGUGAUAUGAUAAGAACAAAACAGUUUCACAGGUCUCAGUGUGUGAGAUUAAAAAAACAAACAAAAAAACUGUAUAUAUAUAUAUAUAUAUAUAUAUAUAUAUAUAUGUAAAGAACUAGGACAAAGAAAGUAAGGCUGUAGUAUACACAAAGCUAAGGUAAGCAUGAACCUAAGACAAACAAUAAAUAAAACCAGGGAUAGGACCUCAACGUGCUAAUUUUGAUUAAUUAAUUAUUGAAAAAAUAAUAUGUUAAAAAAAAUAAUGCAUUUAAUCGCAUCUUUCUCAGUUCCCUUUUUUCUGGCACACCAGUAACACUGAUGGAUACUCUAGCCCAGUAGGUGGCGGUAAUGAACCUAAAGUCUCUUUGCCAGCCGUGAAGAACUAGUACAGGGCGCAGUGACAGAUAAAAGUGUGGUGGUGUGCAAAUUGUGCAAUAAUAAGUUUUCUUACCACCGCAGCACUUAAAGCAGAUGGUAUCACCUCAAUGCAAAGCAUGUUGCUGUUAGCGUCAGAGCUAGCAUUAGCUACGACAGUCCUGGUACCAACAAUGUAGCCAGCCUCCAAUAGACCACUUUUCAAGGCAAUGUAAGUGCUUGAGUUUACAAAAAGUCUUAAAAUGUUGAAUAUAAUCGCACUUUGGGUUUUCAGUAAUCUGUGAAUGUAGUCGACAGUUGAAAAAUGCACAGAUACGCUACUGUGCAAAAGUUUGGGAUCACUUAGAAAUGUCCUUAUUUUUGAAAGAAAAGCAGUGUUUUUCAAUGAAGGUAGCAAUAAAUGAAUCACAAAUCCAGGCUAGAUAUCGUUAAUGUGGUAAAUGACUAUUCAAAGCGGUACAGAGAAACAUUUCCAGCAACCAUCACUACUGUGUUCUAAUGCUACUGUGUUAGCUAAUGGUGUUGAAAGGCUAACUGAUGAUUAGAAAACCCUUGUGCAGCUAUGUUAGCACAUGAAUUAAAGUGUGAAUUUUCAUGAAAAACAUGAAAUUGUCUGUGUGACCCCCAGACUUUUGAAUGGUAGUGUAAAUACAAAUGA
Messenger RNA from Acanthochromis polyacanthus (spiny chromis), 4115 nucleotides. It is a transcript of the gene ch25hl3, whose product is annotated as cholesterol 25-hydroxylase like 3. The transcript is spliced from 2 exons. The coding region runs from base 1566 to 2393 and encodes 275 amino acids. Lineage: Eukaryota; Metazoa; Chordata; Actinopteri; Pomacentridae. The record is from RefSeq and is a predicted model, not a curated record. Gene Ontology annotation, biological process: sterol biosynthetic process; cholesterol metabolic process. Gene Ontology annotation, molecular function: C-4 methylsterol oxidase activity; steroid hydroxylase activity; iron ion binding.